Leptopilina boulardi is the source of this 4570-nucleotide messenger RNA. RefSeq lists its product as uncharacterized. The record is from RefSeq and is a predicted model, not a curated record. NCBI's taxonomy places the organism in Eukaryota, Metazoa, Arthropoda, Insecta, Hymenoptera, Figitidae. The coding region runs from base 3062 to 3862 and encodes 266 amino acids. The transcript has 4 exons.
GAUGUAAGUAACAGUUAUUUCCAUUUGAGAAUAUGAACAAUGAACAAAAACUUAUUAAUAAUAAUUAUACAAGAAAAAUUCUACAAUUGUUAUUAAAACUUUAUUUUAUUUCGAUUUCCUACAUAUAUGUUUGUAAUACAGGCAUUUAAAAAAAAAUUAAUUUAUUUUUCUAUACUUGUAAGAUUUAUCAGAAUUCCAUUUAUACGAAGUAGAACUCAAAGCAAAAUUCCUCAUAUAGUCACAAUCUCCUUUUAUAAAUGGCUUUUACACGCUCUCUAUUGUAUUGAUAUAACAUUGACCUAAAAGCAUAUUAUAUUGUGGGGUUAGAUACUUUUUCUGAAAAUUAUAUUUUACAAAUAAUAUAUGCCUCAAUUCAUAAAAUCCAAAAAGUUUGGAUAAAAAAUUGCAAGAUUCAACUUGUGUGAACUUUGCAAUCUGAAAAAAGUAGAAGCGCUUCAAUUUUAUUUCAAUAUUCAUCCAAAUAAUUCUGACUUGCCAUGACUUUAACUGGGUCAAAUGGCUAGGGAAAUCCAUUCGUAAACUAGAAACUCUAGGAGACACUGAUAUUUAUUAGAAAAUAUAUUCAAUUUUCCUUUUAGAAAAAUUAAAUUAUAAUCUCCCGUAGGAUUUACUCCAUUCAUAUAUAUUUUCCUUUUCGAAGUGUGACCGGUAUUGGAAAACCCUAUAAAUUUUGCUGAUUGUCUGUCACGAUUAAUGUUUGAUGGAAAUCGUUAUUCAUUUUGACCUAGAGAGUCGAAAUUUGGUACACAUGUGUAUUUUUACGGGUAGCUUACAGGAAAAAUUUUGCGAUUUUAAUAUCACUGAAAGUUCUGUGUUUAUUUUAUCCGAAAACUCAAUUUUUAUCCUACUCUCUAAAUUUUAAUUAGUAAAAAUGAUAAAAUUUCCAACGUCCUUAUUAAAAUCUUACUUAUAUUUCUGAUCUUACUGGCAUUUUAUAAAAAAAAAAACAAUUAUUGUAUGGAAACUCUUUUUUUGCUUUCUAGUAAAAUUAGGAUUAUCCUAAAAGUGAUGUAUGAUGUGGAUGUAAAUUUCUCUCCUUUAAGAAAAUAAUUUUAACAUUUGAAUUUAAUGGUAAAUUGUUUAUCGAAAAUUUAAUUAAUAUAAUCAGUCACAAUAAUUCAUAUAAUUAUUUAUUUAAAUGAAAGGAAAUGUGUAUUUUGAUUUUAUUUCUAAUGAAGUCAAAAUAAUUCUUUUUUCUAACUAGUGUAAAUAAUCAGAUAAUUAUAUCAUGUGGGAUAUAAUUAAGGCGUUAAUUAGCGUAUAAUUGAUAAAAGUAAAGAGGCUUCUUUGUUCCGUCGUGCUUUUACCUCGUUCGACCUAAUUUAGAUUUAUCUAUUGAAGCUCUGCAAGCCCAGAGAUUAUCGCAUACUUUUUCUUUGAUGCAUUUAACUCUUUUUAAAUCUCUAUUUUUCAUUAUUUAAGAGUUCAUUCAACAUAAUUUGAAGCGUUUAAAUGUUUUUUUUUAUUUUAUUUUCUCUUUAAAAUGAGUUUUACAUUUUCUUUUGAAUUUGAAAUUUACUUUUUGAAAUAAACUUUUAAAGUGAUUGUUUAAUUUUUACUUUCUAAAUUUCAAGUCGUUGACUUAUUCAAAUUAGUAAAAGCACUAAUUUUUGGUAAAAUAUUAUUUUUAUUUAGUAAUAUUUUUUUACUUAAAAAUUUUUUAACAAAUUUGUUACACUGAGAAAAAAUUAUAUUUAAUUUAAAUACGGUAAAUUAGAUCGGUAAAGUAGAACAUUCCUUGUAGCCACUUUUUUGCCUGUCGAUAAAACAGAGUACUAUUUUGCUCGAUCGGUAAGUGGUCUAGGACCUGCUUUGACAUACUAUACCUCCGCAUGUAUGCAGUAAUGUUUAAAAUUGAAAAAGUGAAAGAAAGUGGAGUUGAAAGACAAGAAAGUGGGUAAAGGAACAUUGAGGAUGCAGUCGAGAGUGAUUAAUAUAUAGAGAAGGUUUUAUAGUGAAAAGAUAUGACGAAGGGCGUCAUCCCCUUCAAGAAUGGUCCAGACAGACAAGCCUGCGGGCCACCCUCUAACACUACAGUCAUCGCCAUAGCAACCCCAAGCGCCCAGUCUAAUCCAACUGGUACCUCCCUUUCGUCUUGCCAUUUGCGACUUUAUUUAUUUUAGUUCUUUCAAAGGCCACCAAAAGAAACACAUCAGUCACUCUAGACGUCGUUAUAAAAACUGCAAUUUCUUCUCAAUAUAUAUAUAUAUAUAUAUAUAUAUAACCACAGACACACCCUAAAAAAUUUACGCGCCUUACUCGGAAUUGUCUCAUCUAUAUGAUAAAUGAGAAAAUAAACUUGCCUGAAAGAAAUCAUCUCUUGAAAUUAGCAUCGUUGAAAAACAUUUUUUGCCUAAAAAUUUCCUUAAAUCUGAAAGAGAUCGAUAAUUCCGAAUUUUGUUUAUUUGAUGAUGUUUUUCUUAUUUAUUUAUUCUAAGGGUUUAUUUAUACAUAUAUAGCACGAAUGUAGAAAAAGUUGAGUUACUGAUCGAGAAAAAUAUGAAAUCUGUUUUAUCGACAGGUUAGAUGGCUAGAAGGAAGUUUCUACUUUACCGAUCAGAAUUGAGCCAUUCUCAAUCGAUCGAAAAAUAUGUAGAGCAGAUUUAAUUAAUUAAAAAUUGGUAAUUUUUUUUUCUAAACGUUUAUUUUUUUUCGUCAAUAACCUUCAUAAUUUUUUCCUAUUAUGAAUUUUUCAGAACGAUUUCUGUAAUUUUCAGAAUUCCCUUCCAUUUAAUCUUUGCAGUUUAUUCAGCGAAGCGAAUGAUUUAAAACUUCCUGAAAUUAUUUGUAAUUUUUAGGUUCUAUUAAAUAUAAGCGGAAUAAAUUGACAUGAAUAACUUUCAGUAUCGUAAAAUUAAGUUUGCAUCUUCUUUAGAAGCAGACUCAACUCUUCAAUGUGAAUACAUAUUUUUCAAAGUCAUAUUUAAAAGAAUUAAAAAUUUUCAAGAGACAAUUUUUUUUAUUAAAGUAAAGUUUAAAAGGAAAUUUUUUAAGGAUUAAAAAAACCGUUGAAUUUAUUGUUUUAAAAGUAAAAUUGAAAAUGGUUGGUAUAAAUGCAAAGGCAUUAUCAGUGUUUCCGUUGUUGAUGAUUUUGAUUAAGUCUCAAACCGUCGAUCCAGUCAUGUAUCCAACGCAGGAAAUUUCUACAACCGAAACGGAAAGCAAUAAAGUUCAUUUGUGGUCCACCACAAGUUCACCGGAUGUUAAGCAAACAAUUUCUGCUGUUCAAGCUGUUGGAACACGUCCACCAAUUAUUUACAAUCCCUAUUUUACUGAUGUGAUACAAUCUCCAAUCGAAGAAGAAUUUCGAAGCGAAAAUUUUCCUUAUAUUUAUGAUGCGGUUACCAGUUAUCAAUAUCCAAUAUAUCAUCAAAAUUCCGAACAGUCGGUGGGACCUACUUCGAAACAUUUUCUGGUUGUCGGUUUUAUUGGAAUGUUACUUCUUUUUGCUAUCAUUCAAAAUACACUUAUGUCAGCCAAACGAAAGGAUGGGUUAUUGGACUUUUCUAGACGAAAACGAGAUCUUAUCGAAUCCAGAGGAUUAAUUCCCAUGUCUCUCGAGCAAGAAUAUAUCCUCAAUGAUGACGCCAAGUUGCGUUGCAUUCAAAGAACUGUUUGUUCCGAAAAUCGAAAACUCUAUCAAGAUUUGGGAACAGUUGGCAAAUUAGUUGCAAAAUAUUCAAUGCGCGGUAUAAAAGAAUCUUUGGAUGAAUCUUCAGGAUGGGAACGUCUGGUGGAAGAUGCUGGAGCAGCAGGUCUUCGUGGUGAAGAUUGUAGUGUUCUCUAUAGAGGAUGCAAUAUUUCCAAAGAAAGAUUUUCAAAUUUUCCAAAAAAAAACUAAUUUUAGAAAUAAUAAAAUUUUAGAAGGUUUUAAAUUGAAAUUUUUGAAAAUAAUUCAAUUUCAAGUGAUUUUGAAUUGGAAUUUUUAGGAAUUUCUUUAAGUUUUUAUAAAGAAUUUCAUUAAAAUGAUUAAAAAUAAUUAUUUUAAAGAAGAAUUUUAGUUAAAAGUUUGUUAAAUAAUUGAAAUGAAGAAGAUCUGAAAAAUAUCUUUUAUAAAAAAAUGUAAAAAAAUCAAAAGAGUCGCAUCUUAAUAAAAUAAGUCGGAAAAAGACGUUAAUCCAAGGCCUGUUUCUAUUUCUUUAACAAAAAAAGAAAUCAACCACAAAUUUACAAAAAGUAAAAUUCGAAAAUGAUAAAUUAAGAACAAAUGGAGAUAUUUUGUGAAUGAAACUAAAGGUUGUUAAUGGUUUUCAAUUUUAAUUACAAUACGCUGCGUGUUGCCUUUUUGUUUACCAGCUACAAACAUUGACAUCCAUCCAGCCUGAACUAUUUCAGACAGCAGUCGGUUCUACGCUCAGCUCGUUUCACAAAGUUUCGAGAUACUCGUAAUUAUACAUUUUGUUUGUUUGUUUUUUUUAUUGUGUAUAUACAAAAAUACCAAAUUGACGAACAGAACGGAGACAUAUUGGAAACAACUCAAUCCAGUAGUGUAAAUCUUGUUUUUGCUUCUUCAUGUUUUUUUUUUUUAAGAGUGUAAACUAACAUAACA